GGACAAAGGCGCGGGACGUAUCAGUGACCAUCAAGCCCGACCGACUGGCUGUGAAGCUUGGAUGGUACGGCCGGGUGGUCGAUGGCCCCCUGUUCAGGAGAUGCAAGGCGUCGGAGUCCCUGUGGAUUUUUGAGGGGGUCGAGGUUUACGUGAUGAUGCCGAAGGACGACGGUCACUAUUGGAAGGGAGUCUUCGAGGGAGGGGAGGAAAAGAGCUAUAUGGAGGUGCUUCAGGACCUCGUGAGUGCUGACGAACCGGUGGUGCCAUAUGACGACCUGGACGACAGGGCGAAGGAGCUGAUAGAGGACAUACAGGAACGGCAACAGAUGGUCCAUGAGGGGCUGAUAGAUUUGGAAGGAUUCGACGACUUCAGAGUCGUAAUUGGAGAAAAUUCCAUGUAA
Molecule: messenger RNA, 401 nt
Organism: Ostreobium quekettii
Lineage: Eukaryota; Viridiplantae; Chlorophyta; Ulvophyceae; Bryopsidales; Ostreobiaceae
Source: the annotation of a GenBank genome assembly